Messenger RNA from Trametes versicolor FP-101664 SS1, 2326 nucleotides. Its product is annotated as E1 ubiquitin-activating protein UBA2. The record is from RefSeq and is a predicted model, not a curated record. NCBI's taxonomy places the organism in Eukaryota, Fungi, Basidiomycota, Agaricomycetes, Polyporales, Polyporaceae. Bases 1 to 2094 code for a protein of 697 amino acids. Gene Ontology annotation, molecular function: SUMO activating enzyme activity. Gene Ontology annotation, cellular component: cytoplasm; SUMO activating enzyme complex. Gene Ontology annotation, biological process: protein sumoylation. The transcript has 11 exons.
AUGAGCGGGAGGGCUGUGCACGCAAAGGCCAUUCUCGGCCAGGAACUCUAUGGUCGGCUGUCCCAUACCAAGGUCCUCCUGGUGGGUGCAGGAGGUAUUGGUUGCGAACUUCUCAAGAACAUCGUCCUCACUGGCUUUGGCGACAUUACACUACUCGACCUCGACACUAUAGACCUCUCUAAUCUAAACCGCCAAUUCCUCUUCAGAAAGAAGGACGUGAAGCAGAGCAAAGCCAUGGUGGCAUCCAAGACGGCAUCUGCUUUCAACCCAAAUGUCAAGAUCACGCCGAUACAUGCCAAUAUCAAGGAACCUCAGUUCGACGUUGCCUGGUUCCGUGGCUUUGACAUAGUGCUGAAUGCGCUAGAUAACCUUGAUGCACGACGACACGUCAAUAAGAUGUGCAUGGCGGCCAACGUGCCGCUUGUCGAGUCCGGUACCGCUGGCUACCUCGGUCAAGUACAGCCCAUCCUCAAAGAUAGGGCUGAAUGCUUCGACUGCAUCCCAAAGCCAACGCCGAAGACCUUUCCUGUGUGCACGAUCCGCUCAACGCCGUCGCAACCAAUACACUGCAUCGUGUGGGCGAAGAGCUACCUCAUACCUCAAUUAUUCGGCGAGGACGAAGAUGCGGAUCAGGGCAGUGAGCUGGAUGAGGCUGAGAAACAGGGCGAGAACUCCGCGGAGAUUGCGACGCUACGCAAGGAGGCGCAAGCCUUCAAGUCCGUCCGUGCAGCCCUCCGCUCUACGUCUGCGGACGCAUCGUCGUCCUCCAGCGCGGCCAAGCAGGCCUUCGACAAGGUCUUCCAUUCGGACGUCUUGAAUCUGCUGUCGAUGGGGGACAUGUGGCGGUCGCGCGCACCACCCACCCCGCUCGACUUCGACGCGAUCCGUGCAGGCACGUUCGUCCUCACGCGGAACACGCAAAACGGUGCUUCCGCGCCGCAAACGAACGGCACGACCGGCAGCUCUGCAACGGAGAAGCAGCUGAACGGCAGCAGCACAUCCGUGUCUGCGGAAACUAACGGUGCCAAGUUGAAGGAUCAGCGCGCACUAACGCUGCAGGAUAACCUGGAGCUCUUCGUCGCGAGUGCUGAACGUCUCGCCGCGCGGUUGCGUGCUGGCGAGGAGACGAUCUCGUUCGACAAGGACGACGAAGAUACACUCGACUUCGUCACCGCCGCCGCCAACCUGCGUUCCGCCGCAUACGACAUCCCCGGCAAGAGCCGCUGGGAAGUCAAAGAGAUGGCCGGCAACAUCAUCCCCGCUAUCGCGACAACGAACGCGAUCAUCGCGGGGCUCAUUGUGCUGCAGGCGCUACACCUCCUGCGGCGGUCAUACUCCGCGCUACGCAACGUACACGUACAGUUCAAGCCUAGUAUGCCCCUCAGCGCAAUCACGAUGUGCGCGCCGAAUCCCAUAUGUGGCGUGUGCCGCGACACGUACACGGAGGUGCGCUGCGACCCCGCGCGCGUCACUCUGCGCCAGGUCGUCGACGGGGUCCUUGGGCGUGGGGCUGGCAGUGGGGCCAGUGCGAAUGGGGGCGCGAAUGGGAGCGAGGGCGAGGACGGGAGCGGGGCGGAUGGGGAGGGCGAGCGGGACGGGCCGGCGGAGGUGAGCGUGUAUGAGGACAAGCGCGUGUUGAGUGACCCGGACUGGGACGAGAACGACGGGCGCACGCUGGAGAGUUUGAGCGUCACGCGCGGGAAGUUCUUGUCUAUUGUCGACGAGGACGGCGAGUAUGCGACGAUCCAGGUGGCCAUUGGCGCGCUUCCACCAAACCACCCCGCUGACGGACCCGCGCUCAUCCUGCCCUCACCACUGCCCGCGCCCCCGCGCCGCGAAAAGCCGCGUCCCGUCACCCCUCCACCUGCACCCCCACCCGCGCUGGCAGGGAAGAAGCGCUCCGCGCCGGACGACGAGAUCGAGGAGCUCGACGCGCCGUCCGCGAAGCGGUCGCGCACGGACGCCGGUGCGGGCGGGCUGCCGUUCACCCCGAGCAAGAAGCGGCGGCUGGAGGAGGACGGGCUGAUCAUGCUCGAGAACGAGGGCGAGAAGAUCGAGGAGGACCGCGACCCGGACGUGAUCGAGAUCGACUAAGGGGCCCCCUUCGUCCGAGUGCGUGUGCGUGUAUGUGUUCUGUCGUAUAUUCUUAUCUUGCUGUCGCGAUCGCUCGCAGUACGCUAUGGUUGCUUCAUCUACGUAUGUUCGGUUUCUGUGCUCAUGGCCCUCCUGUGUUGUAUGAGUGCCCCUUCCUAUCAUAUUCCUCGGCGUGGGCGCAUGCGAUGCGAACCUCUAGGACAAACAAUCGUGCGUAGCCUUACUACCAACG